AUGGACACAGUACGAUGCGAGAUCCAGGAACAAAUGGACACCGUAAGAUGCCAGAUCCAGGAACAAAUAGACACAGUAGGAUGCGAGAUCCAGGAACAAACGGACACAGUACGAUGCGAGAUCCAGGAACAAAUGGACACAGUACGAUGCGAGAUCCAGGAACAAAUGGAAACAGUACGAUGCGAGAUCCAGGAACAAAUGGACACCGUAAGAUGCCAGAUUCAGGAACAAAUGGACACCGUAAGAUGCCAGAUCCAGGAACAAACGGACGCCGUAAGAUGUAAGAUCCAGGAACAAACGGACACCGUAAGAUGCAAGAUCUAA
Biomphalaria glabrata is the source of this 324-nucleotide messenger RNA. RefSeq lists its product as uncharacterized. The transcript has a single exon. NCBI's taxonomy places the organism in Eukaryota, Metazoa, Mollusca, Gastropoda, Planorbidae. The record is from RefSeq and is a predicted model, not a curated record. The coding region runs from base 1 to 324 and encodes 107 amino acids.